AGUCAACCCGACGUGGCAGUUGGAUUACUAAUUCUAACAGUUUAAUUUUAUUGUCUUUAGUAACACUGUUAAUGUAUAACUUUCAACUCAAAAGUUGGAUUACAAUUUUAAUUUAUCAGAACAACCAUUGUAAUGGUGUAUAUUCGGUUCUUUCAUUUCAGAUUCGCUGUAAAUAUGUCAACUACAAGGACUUAUGAAUCGAUGAAAGAAUUGCUUGAGUGUGCUAAAUUGGAUAGCUCAUUUACAUGCAACAUAUUUCAGUCGGUAAAAUUCGACUCUGCAUUAUCAUCUGAAGAGUACAAGUUGAUUGAAGUACCGAAUUCUUUAGCUGAUGAAAUAAUUAAGGAAGGGGGAAAUAAAGUUAUCACUUUGAAAGAUGAGUACAAGCCUAAUAAUAUGGGUCGUGUGUUCGCUUGCACAAAUGACAAAACUUUCUCUGUUAUAGAAGCGGAAACCUCAAAUACUCUUCUUCUAGCUUCUAAUUGGUGGCUACCUUCAACUGACUAUCCGAAGGAAAAUUCAGUAAUUGUCACAACGAUUCAAGCUAUGAAAAAUAAUUAUUUUGAACUUCAUCAGUGUGCAGCUCCCUCCUUCAGGCAGUUAAGACUUAUGUUAGCGUCAUCUCUAUAUUACGGUCCUGUUGAGGAUGAAUGUGAAUCUGAAGAUACGAUUUCACGCCCCGCUUACUUAGAUCUUGAAGCUGUUCAAGCUCGUCUACCAUGUAGCAAAUUUGAGCUUAUGCUGGCGUUCCGAAGAUUACGCAUAUGUGAAGUCGAGGGAUAUAUUCGAAUUUUGGAUCCUGAAUACUUGACACAGGUAAUCAGAGAUCUGUUCGCUCUUGCUGAUGAAAACGCUUGGGACUGGCGUGCUCAUGGUUUUCCUGUCAAUGCUUCGAUCGAGGGGUUAAAAAAUCAGCAUCAUCCAAAUGUUACCAAGCAAAUAAUGGCGUUAAUUUGUGCCCAUUUAGAAAAUCGAAAACCACCGGAUUCAAAAGAUACAUACGUCUUUCCACGGAAUUCACAAAUUUGUCAAGCUGUUGGUGAGCAUCUACUGGCGGUUAUAAAUAGCUUUGAUUUGAAUGAUUUUCUAAAUCUAUGGAAAGCAUCGGUUCCUAAUGGGUUAAAACCAAAGCUUCGACGUCAUUUAACUUGUGCUGGACGCGCAUAUUGCGAAAUAACUCCCAUACCUUCAAAUAGUUCUAGCGUCAAAAGUGAGAAUAAUGAUAUUAGUUCUCGGUUUCGGUGUAUUUCUUUGUUGCGCUCUGAAGACUUACCUGAUGAAAGCGUUGAAGCACGUCUUUCUGCAUUAUUUGAAAGGUCCCCUAUGUGGCCUGAAUCUGAACUAGGUAGCUACAUAGAAGAACUGUUACCUCCCCAAUCCUCUGGAGAAAAUUCUUCCUCUAAACCCUUUGUCCAAAGCUAUGCUUUUCAUGAUAUUGAUAAUGCUGACUACGAUUCGGAUUUCAGCUAUGAAGAUAUAUGUGCAGAGUCAAGCGAGAGUCUAUCGAGAACUGAAGAUGUACCUAAACCAUGUUCACCUGCAGUAGGAUCAUUGUUGAGUAAAUUAUGUCGAGUUAGCAACAGUUCAUUUGGACGUAUAUUAACUCAACGACAUAUCAAGUGA
Molecule: messenger RNA, 1623 nt
Organism: Trichobilharzia szidati
Lineage: Eukaryota; Metazoa; Platyhelminthes; Trematoda; Strigeidida; Schistosomatidae
Source: the annotation of a GenBank genome assembly